Messenger RNA from Exaiptasia diaphana, 468 nucleotides. RefSeq lists its product as uncharacterized. The record is from RefSeq and is a predicted model, not a curated record. Gene Ontology annotation, molecular function: nucleic acid binding. Lineage: Eukaryota; Metazoa; Cnidaria; Anthozoa; Actiniaria; Aiptasiidae. The transcript has a single exon. The coding region runs from base 1 to 468 and encodes 155 amino acids.
AUGCAUUAUCACCGCGAUUGUGGCCAUUCAGGUCAAGAAUAUACACUUGCCCUUAUACGCCAAAGGUACUGGGUAAUAAAUGCAAGAGCAUCAGUUCGCGGCGUACUAAACAACUGUGUAAGCUGMAAACGAAGGCAAGCCMCRGCCGUUAAACAGAAAAUKGCAAGUCUUCCUCGAGACAGAGUUACCCCGUCUUACCCACCAUUCACCUACACUGGCGUGGAUCUCUUCGGUCCGUAUGAAGUACAACGCGGGAGAUCUACAGUCAAACGUUACGGUGUGUUGUUCACGUGUUUAACUAUACGUGCUAUACACAUUGAAGUCGCAAGCUCCCUGGACACCGAUUCAUUUAUCAACGCGCUUCGACGCUUCACCGCUAGACGUGGUCAGCCGAAAGAGAUGCGAUCUGACAAUGGCGGCAACUUCGUWAAGGGAGAAAGAGAGCUAAGAGAAGCAGUUGAAGAGUGA